AUGUCGGACAACGGAGCGACCACCGGAAAGGAUUCCCGUGAGGAUGUUGACAGCGACAGCCGUCGCGAGCGCAGCAGGAGCCGCGAACGCAGGCGCCGACGGUCGCGCAGCGACUCGAGGGAGAGGAGCAGCCGCAAGAGCAGGCGCAGGUCCCGGUCUCCAGAGAAGUCCCGCCGCGGUAGCCGCAGCAGCCGGCGUGAGGACAGCAGGGAGAGGCGGGGUAGCCGCAGGAGCCGGAGUCGGAGCGGUAGCGGCAGCGACCACGGACGCGGCCGCAGCCGUAGCAGGAGCCAGGACAGGUCUGCUGCCCCCAAGUCUGUCACGGAUGGCGGGCUAGCCCCUUCGUCUACCACUGCGCCGGCCGCCGCCGCCGCCGCCGCCCCAGCGGCCGGGCUCAACCCCGCGCAGAUCGCCCUCGCCGCUGCGCGGAACCUCGGUGUGCCAAGCGCGCUCCCCGGCCAGGCGGCCGGGGGUCUAUCUGGGCUCGGGGCCGCUGGCGCCGGAGGCUUCCAGGCCAACCCCCAGCUGCUCGCGCAGGUCAUGCGCUCCGCCCAGCAGCAGGCCGGAACUCCUGGCCAAUUCUCGUUGCCCCUCGGUGCGGCGGCGGGGGCCGUCCCCGGCAUGCUCGGAGGCAUGGGAAUGGGCAUGGGAGACAAGACGGUGCGCGAGCUGUUCGUGGGCAACACUCCUCAGGGAACUUCGGACUUCGUGCUUCUCGAGUUCCUCAACGCCGCCAUGAAGCAGAAGGGGAAGGGGGGCUUGCUGAGAAAACGAAUUUGUGGUGGUAAAGGCCGCGGGUGGAGGUGAGUCGGUGCAAUGAUAGUACCAAGGGCUUUGGUCAUGGGUCCUCCUGUUCAUAUCAUCGCGCCACAACAACAACAACAUCGGCAGUGCUUUAGGACGCGGUGAGUCCUGUUUAACACCCCCCCUCUCUCCUAGCACCCUGGCGCUUUUCCGCUGCUGCCGUUUGAGGGUGUCUGAGAUAGUAUUGGAGGGUACACAAGUACCGUCAGGUUGACACGGUCUUUGGAAACAGCUUAAAAAUGAUGGUGGCACUGAAGCAUUUUGGGUUCCGAGUUGUCUUGGGAUGCUCCAGUAGACAGCGAAGGGUUUGUUAACCUCUGCCCUCCAACACUCCCCGCUGUGCGUUGCUGUUCGCCUUCUGGGAUGCCCCUGCUGACCAAAAACGCCUCUUCGUCUCUCGCCCCCCCCCCCCC
This is a messenger RNA of Ectocarpus siliculosus, 1217 nucleotides long. The record is from the annotation of a GenBank genome assembly. NCBI's taxonomy places the organism in Eukaryota, Phaeophyceae, Ectocarpales, Ectocarpaceae.